AGGAGGUACCUAGGCCAGGUGAAAGAAGAGGGGAGCCGGGAGCGAGUGGAGGAAGAUGAUGAUGCACAAAUACAUGGGGAAGGGCAGUGGGAAGAGCAACGGGGCACAGGCGGUGUGCAGUGGGAGGAGGGGCAGGUGAUGGGGGCGGGGAGUGAAGGCUCUGAUGGGAGGUAA
This is a messenger RNA of Closterium sp. Naga37s-1, 174 nucleotides long. Lineage: Eukaryota; Viridiplantae; Streptophyta; Zygnematophyceae; Desmidiales; Closteriaceae. The record is from the annotation of a GenBank genome assembly.